AUGACUUCACGCGGGCCGAAGCCACCUAUAUUUCUACCUCCACCCGACCCAACCCUUCAAACCCGUCCAGUGCCGCGCGAACGACACUUUGCCGUGAGGUCUUUUGGUCCAGGAAGUCUUCCUGUAACUCAACAGAAUUUCCUGUCCAUUGACGAAUUGAAAAAACUGUCAGUAGAUGCCAGUGCCAGUAGAAAGAAGUGGGGAAAUGUCCCUGAGGACCUCUACAAACUGCUUAUGAGUGAGAGCAACAUGAGCAGGAUGGAUUGGCGUGAAGAUGGUCUCGUUACUGGUGAGCCGACUUGGGGUCCUGUCAUCGUCGUUACUGCGUACUCCGAGAAGGCUAGCGAAAAUCUGGACCAAGCUAUUACAAACCUCGUCGAGACUAUCCACCGCUAUUUCCUUCGUUAUCCUGAUGCCACAUCGUACGCUUCUGAGGCAUUCAAACGUCUCGAGCUCAAGGUUCUUGCAGACAAAGACUUAUUGGAAUAUGCCUCCGACGAUCGAGUCAGAGAGGAAUUCAAUGCCUACGUCCGUACUCUGGGGCUCUUUCCCGCCGACUUACGCUGGGAAAAGCAAGCUCAAAAAUGGUUCAAAGACAAUCUUAACAGACCCUCUGGUCCUCAACGCUACGGUUUCUGUAUUGUGCUAGAUGAGGAAACAAUCGGAAGCCUUGCAGGAAUUACUUUCUCUGAUGAUCUCGACAGGGAUAAGAAACUCUUCAAGGGUAUUUUUCUUAAAUUUGUCGAUCGUGAUUGGAGAUAUCCAAAGGAGGGGGAUAACAAAUAUGGGCUUGAUCCGACAGUAGCAGAAGUCUAUAAAGGGAUAGACAUGUGUCCUCUUUUUGACUUGCCGUUGAUUUGCGCAGAGUACUACUCGUUUGCCGGUCUUGACGAGAUGUUUCCACUGCGCGAUUAUUGGAAUUUUCACUAG
Messenger RNA from Fusarium venenatum, 930 nucleotides. RefSeq lists its product as uncharacterized. The record is from RefSeq and is a predicted model, not a curated record. NCBI's taxonomy places the organism in Eukaryota, Fungi, Ascomycota, Sordariomycetes, Hypocreales, Nectriaceae.